Molecule: messenger RNA, 617 nt
Organism: Drosophila subpulchrella
Lineage: Eukaryota; Metazoa; Arthropoda; Insecta; Diptera; Drosophilidae
Product: protein FAM136A
Exons: 1
Coding region: 82-477 (131 amino acids)
Cellular component (GO): cytoplasm
Source: RefSeq, a predicted model, not a curated record
CAAUCACUCCGAAUAAUUUUCUUUCGCUAAACUUAACUAAACCAAAAUAUAUACCCAUAUAUCAUAUAUAAUAUCACAAGAAUGGAUUGCGAUAAUCCCAGUUUGGAGGAGCAGCGCAAGCGAGUGGAUAGUGCGAUCGUGACCGCCAUGGAGGAUCUGGAUCGGGAGUAUCUGCGGAAGCUGCAGAUCGAGAUGCACGCCUGUGCGACCGCCUGCUGUGCGGAUGCGGAUGCGAAUGCGGAGGCGGUGGAGCGGUGCGUGGACCGCUGCCAGAUCCGCUUGACCCGCGCCCGCUGCUUCGUGCAGCAGGGCAUCUCGGACUUCGAGAAUCGCCUGGAGAAGUGCCUCCAGCAGUGCCGCCUCCAUGGAUCCUACGACCACCUGGAACGCUGCUCCAGCAACUGCGUGGAUAGUCACGUGGGCCUGCUGCCCGAAAUGCUCAGGGCCAUGCGCGACACCCUGGAAAAGGGCGUUUAGAAGGGUUAUAUUGGGUACCUUCGAGUUUUCCAUGAAACCAUCAACAAUUGCUAUCAAAAAAUAAAAAUUCCUUAUUUUACUUUAAAAUAUUAUACUUAAAUAUUGUAGGUUACAUAAAUAAAAUUUCGCCUUACGAACUA